ACACUGCUCCCCGGGUCGGAGCCUCCCGGAGCUGCGCGCGGACUUGCAGCACGAAGCCGAGUGGAGAGCUCCUCGCCCGCGCAGUGCUACCCGCGCCUGGCCUCUCGGCGCUUCCGCCGCCCCGCCGCCCACUUUCCAGGCCCCCGAGCCGCGCCAAGCGAGCAAGCGAGCGGGCCCGGGACGAGCUCCGGCCCCGGCCGCCUCGCGCUUCCCCGGCUCGGCUCCUUCCGCCCCCUGGGGUCGCGCGCCCACCAUGCCGCAGGGCCCCGGCUCGCUGCUGUUGCUGGUCCUCGCCUCGCACUGCUGCUUGGGCUCGGCGCGCGGGCUGUUCUUCGGCCAGCCCGACUUCUCCUACAAGCGCAGCAAUUGCAAGCCCAUCCCGGCCAACCUGCAGCUGUGCCACGGCAUAGAGUACCAGAACAUGCGGCUGCCCAACCUGCUGGGCCACGAGACCAUGAAGGAGGUGCUGGAACAGGCGGGCGCCUGGAUCCCGCUGGUUAUGAAGCAGUGCCACCCGGACACCAAGAAGUUCCUGUGCUCGCUCUUCGCCCCAGUGUGUCUCGAUGACCUGGACGAAAUCAUCCAACCGUGCCACUCCCUCUGUGUACAGGUAAAGGACCGCUGCGCUCCGGUCAUGUCUGCCUUCGGCUUCCCCUGGCCCGACAUGCUCGAGUGUGACCGUUUCCCCCAGGACAACGACCUCUGCAUCCCCCUCGCAAGCAGCGACCACCUCCUGCCGGCCACCGAGGAAGCUCCAAAGGUCUGUGAAGCCUGCAAAAAUAAAAACGAGGAUGACAACGACAUAAUGGAAACUCUUUGCAAAAAUGAUUUUGCACUGAAAAUAAAGGUGAAGGAGAUAACCUACAUCAACAGAGAUACGAAAAUCAUCCUGGAGACCAAGAGCAAGACCAUUUACAAGCUCAACGGGGUGUCCGAAAGGGACCUGAAGAAGUCGGUGUUGUGGCUCAAAGACAGCUUGCAGUGCACCUGCGAGGAGAUGAAUGACAUCAACGCGCCCUACCUGGUCAUGGGACAGAAACUGGGCGGGGAGCUGGUGAUCACCUCGGUGAAGCGGUGGCAGAAGGGGCAGAGAGAGUUCAAGCGCAUCUCCCGCAGCAUCCGCAAGCUGCAGUGCUAGUUCAGGCGCCGGCUCGCGCCCGACAGGCCAGCCCCAGGGCUCGGCUCACCACGUCCGCCCGAGGCCUCAGCUCUGUCCCAAGCACAGUCCCUGCAGCUCUGGCCUCAGCCUGGAGCAGCGUCCCCUGCCUUUUGCACAUUUGCACCCCCAACAUUUCCUGAGCUAUAAGGCCCUAGGAGGCCCCAGGAAUGGAUACCUGUUUUCACAUAAAGGAAAAAAAAAAAAGUCUUGUAGAAAUAUUCAAAGUAAUAAAACCAUGCAUAUUUUUUACGAAGUUU
Messenger RNA from Molossus molossus (Pallas's mastiff bat), 1416 nucleotides. It is a transcript of the gene SFRP2, whose product is annotated as secreted frizzled related protein 2. The transcript has 3 exons. Lineage: Eukaryota; Metazoa; Chordata; Mammalia; Chiroptera; Molossidae. Gene Ontology annotation, molecular function: Wnt-protein binding. The record is from RefSeq and is a predicted model, not a curated record. Gene Ontology annotation, biological process: negative regulation of canonical Wnt signaling pathway; non-canonical Wnt signaling pathway; canonical Wnt signaling pathway. Bases 254 to 1138 code for a protein of 294 amino acids.